Messenger RNA from Caenorhabditis auriculariae, 1956 nucleotides. The record is from the annotation of a GenBank genome assembly. Lineage: Eukaryota; Metazoa; Nematoda; Chromadorea; Rhabditida; Rhabditidae.
AUGUUCAUAGAUGGAAGUUUAGGAAUGGCUUUUGUUGUUCCCAGCACAACUAACUUUCAAAAUGAACCUGAAAAGGUAAAUUCAUAAGCUUUUCCGGAAAACUAAUGUCACGUUUAGGUCAACCUCGUCGUCGAAAGGCUAUUCAAGAUGACUUUAGAUGCCAAGAAGCUUAUAGAGGAACUUCUUUAUAUGCUCGAUCUGCAGGAAAAGGUUCCAUGGUUUGUGUCUGAAGCAUGAUAAAACUUUUCUUUUUCAAUAGGCCGGACAUGUUGGAAAAGUUUUCUGCGCUGGCGUCGGCCAUGUCAACAAUUCAGACCGCUGUCAAAAAGAGCGCAUUGCAGUCAGGUAUCAACUUUGUGAAGAAUCGAUACACUCCAUCUUGUUUUCAGGACCAGAAGACAAUGGCUCUUUCCUAAGGUCUCAUGUAAUGGUCACACAACGACUGCAGUACGAAACGGAUCCUCAAUUGCAGGUUCCAAUUUUUUCUCUCUUUAUAAAAUAUCUUUUCAAAAACUUCAAAGACAGUUUCUUCAUUCUUACUUUUGAUAUCAAUCCUAAAAACUCAGAUGUCCAUGUUUUUUUUUCUAGAGAUAUAUUGAACUUUCUUGGAAUGAAAAUAAUUCGCCGUUUAUAGUUCGUUCGAAAAUCCUUGCUCAAAGAUAAAGGUUAAUUGAAUAAAAGUUUUGUGGCGCUUGCCGUUUCAGUGUUUCACAGAAAAAUGAAAAUAUCAAGUUCUAAUGUGAUCUGGAUCAUUUUGACUAAAACCUAUCGCUUUUUUUUCAGCAAUUGACUGAAAUGCGGGUUCAUUCUUGGAAUCACGACCUUGUGCCAGAAUAUCUGAGAACGAAGCCGAAUCCUGAGAUGGAGCGAGAGGAAGAAAUGAUCGAUUCUGAACGCUCUCAGAAAAGUUGAGCCUAUUCGUAUUUUGUGACUCAAUUUUGGUGAAUCAGGCCAAGACGUCAUUUCGCGGCAAAUUGUCGCUCUCAACAAAAAUAUCGAUCUUUUGCUGACGAUUCUACAGAAUCUCGACCGUAGUCAGACGGACAACGCGUCGGAUAGGGUAUGCAUCAGAUUUCAAACUACCCCGUGAAGUUUGAAAAAAAAUUCUGAUAGAUAUUGUAAAACGAAAGAGUGUAAAACCAAAAAUGUGUGAAUUGUUUAUGUAUGUCGCCUUUUGCGGAAUUAGUCUGCGUUUGCGCGAUUACUCACACCCAACGUCUCAUGGCUAAGUGGUUAGUCAGGCCAGUUAUACGAGAAAGGUCGCGAGUUCGGUUCCGAAGUGACGAGAACAUUUACCUCUAUGUUGCUUCUUUCUUUCACAAAUCUACACUUGUGAAAUAGAACAACAAAUAAUGAGAGAAUGACGAUAAGAUCUGAUCGGAGCAUUUUAAAAACAAACGGUACUUCUGGUGAUUGAGAAGUUGUUCUGAACAUAACUUUGACGACUUUUCAGUCUUUCUACUUUUUGUUUAGGCGCAGACAUGUUCUAGCCAUAGGCUGGGUUGAAAAAAAAAAGGGCGUUUCGUUAACUUUACAUUUUUUUUUUCUGCUCGACUGUACUCGGCUUCAAAGUUUUGCAAAGAAAAAUCAGCGAGUUAAAUCAGAUCUACGAAAAGUACCAUAAAGACUUAGGCCCCUCGUAUAAAAAAAUGACAAUAAAAAAUUCUAGUUCUGACGAUUUUAUAGCCGACAAACAGUGCCGAGGAGACAAACCGAGUGGUCCGAGCUCUGAUGUGCGGAGAAGGUCUGCGGCGGCCGCCUGUUCCACAGCAGCAGCCACCGCCGCCGUCAAUGCCUCAGCCUCAGAUGGGUGAGGCCGUUGCGAAUUUUUCGGAGAUCAACUGUCUUUUUCCAGGAAUGAUGCCGAUGGGUCCGAUGCACGGAAUGCCUCCUGGAAUGCAAAUGCCUCCGCAGCAGAGAAUGCCCAUGAUGCCCCAUAUGAACAUCACCAGAUGA